AUGUCCGUCAGAAAAAUGCAGGCUGCAUUUGCACUCUGUCAGAGGAACACACACAACCCUUAUACAGUCUGUCAGAGGUACACACACAACCCUUAUACAGUCUGUCAGAGGAACACACACAACCCUUAUACAGUCUGCCAGAGGUACACAAACAAACCUUAUACAGUCUGCCAGAGGUACACACACAACCCUUAUACAGUCUGUCAGAGGUACACACACAACCCUUAUACAGUCUGUCAGAGGUACACACACAACCCUUAUACAGUCUGUCAGAGGAACACACACAACCCUUAUACAGUCUGUCAGAGGUACACACACAACCCUUAUACAGUCUGUCAGAGGAACACACACAACCCUUAUACAUUCUGUCAGAGAAACACACACAACCCUUAUACAGUCUGUCAGAGGUACACACACAACCCUUAUACAGUCUGUCAGAGGAAUACACACAACCCUUAUACAGUCUGUCAGAGGAACACACACAACCCUUAUACAGUCUGUCAGAGGAACACACACAACCCUUAUACAGUCUGUCAGAGGUACACACACAAACAACCCUUAUACAGUCUGUCAGAGGAACACACACAACCCUUAUACAGUCUGUCAGAGGAACACACACAACCCUUAUACAGUCUGUCAGAGGAACACACAACCCUUAUACAGUCUGUCAGAGGAACACACACAACCCUUAUUCAGUCUGUCAGAGGAACACACACAACCCUUAUUCAGUCGGUCAGAGGUACACACAACCCUUAUUCAGUCGGUCAGAGGUACACACACAACCCUUAUACAGUCUGUCAGAGGUACACACACAACCCUUAUACAGUCUGUCAGAGGUACACACACAACCCUUAUUCAGUCGGUCAGAGGUACACACACAACCCUUAUACAGUCUGUCAGAGGUACACACACAACCCUUAUUCAGUCGGUCAGAGGUACACACACAACCCUUAUACAGUCUGUCAGAGGUACACACACAACCCUUAUUCAGUCGGUCAGAGGUAAACACAACCCUUAUUUAAUCUGUCAGAGGUACACCAAAAAACCCUACUCAAACCUCAGGGUUUUCCACAAAGAAUGUAUGAGGAGGGGCGCUGCGCCAACCUGUGUCCUUGGCUGUGCCAAAAAAAUGUGUUUACUUUAUUUAUCAACUUUUAAGGAAAUGUUUUGUUCUAGAUGGCAGGAAAUGACAGUUGCAGGUGUUUAGCAGCAACUGCAACUGCAGGUUAGCUGCCUCUAGAAUAACAACUAGACCGGUCUGCUGAAUUACAUGACAUUGUUUUUUUUCUUAGUUCUAUUGCUGCUGGUCUCUAUAAUCUUUCUGACCUCCCCUGUCUGUCUAUGUCUGAGUAGUUCUGCCCUUGUCUGUGUCUACUGUGCCACUAGAAUACCAAGUAGAUCUGUAAGGCUCAUCGUGAUUAAGGGAUUAAGGACACCUGAAAGGAAGGACAUGAUGAAUGGAUGUCAGGUUCACCUCAACUAGACUGGAGGGAAGAAACAAAGGAACGUGUAUAGGACAUGACUGAUCCCUUCAAACAAGACUCAAAAGACUACGUUUGCAUCCCAAAUGGUACCCUAUUCCCUUUAUAGUGCACUACUUUUGACCAGGUAGAUCAUUGUAUAGGGAAUAGAUGCCAUUUGGGACACACAUAUGGCACACUGAAUUAUUAUGAGAGGGAUCCAACACGCUACCAGAUUAUUUUUGUUCUUCCAACAAGAAAAGCUCCUUUUUCACUCCUCUGUAAUAAAUAUUUACAAGAAAUGACAGCAUAUCCCCCCAAUCAAUCACACUAAUAGAAAUAAAGAGCUUUGUUUUGUUCCAAAAACACAUUAAUGGUUAAGUACAUGAGAUACAACCAACAUACAGUUCAAACAUACUGUUACAUAGCUACAAAUAUACACACAUGGAAAUAUAUUCUGAGGCUAUAACAGCCCUCUGGCACAGAAUUAGUGCCAUUUCUAGUCAGAAACCAAAGUCAGUAUAAAAAUAUAGACAAAAAAAGGUAUCUUCUACAAAAUAUUGACAUCAUGGCUCCCCGUUAGAAUGUGCAAAUCCUGGGUAGUUUAGUUCUCUUGACACUGAUUGGAUCGAGGGAAGAGGAAGUCCUCAGGAACAGGCAACAUCCAUUUUGGUCUCAGUUUUGAUUCUAGUCCAGUUUGAGAGUCCCAUUAGUUUAUGAUGCAUCUACCACCUUUGGUGGUUUGAGAGUUACUUCAUUAUUUAACUACAGUACUUAACCACAUUCUGUGUUCUGGCCAGAAUGGAAGGUACACUGUACGAUCCAGUCUAUUGACACCAGAUACUGUGACCAUUACACAAUAGGAGGGGUGCCACCCUGCAACCUAAAUAGAGUGUCAAUUGAGACAACACUUCUAUUUUUUGAGGAACAAUAACUCAGUAUCAGUCUUCCAAUCUCCAGUACCUCAGAGUCUAUAGAGUCUAUAUCCUUAUCUCAGUCUACAGAGUCUAUAUCCUCACAUGUGAGUCGAUAGAGUCUAUAUCCUCAACUGUGAGUCGAUACAGUCUAUAUCCUCACCUGUAAGUCGGUAGAGUCUAUAUCCUCACCUGUGAGUCGAUAGAGUCUAUAUCCUCACCUGUGAGUCGAUAGAGUCUAUAUCCUCACCUGUGAGUCGAUACAGUCUAUAUCCUCACCUGUGAGUCGAUACAGUCUAUAUCCUCACCUGGGAGUCGAUAGAGUCUAUAUCCUCACCUGGGAGUCGAUAGAGUCUAUAUCCUCACCUGGGAGUCGAUAGAGUCUAUAUCCUCACCUGGGAGUCGAUAGAGUCUAUAUCCUCACCUGGG
Messenger RNA from Oncorhynchus keta (chum salmon), 2803 nucleotides. RefSeq lists its product as uncharacterized. The record is from RefSeq and is a predicted model, not a curated record. Bases 1 to 1005 code for a protein of 334 amino acids. NCBI's taxonomy places the organism in Eukaryota, Metazoa, Chordata, Actinopteri, Salmoniformes, Salmonidae. The transcript has 5 exons.